Haemorhous mexicanus (house finch) is the source of this 1748-nucleotide messenger RNA. It is a transcript of the gene RND1, whose product is annotated as Rho family GTPase 1. Gene Ontology annotation, biological process: small GTPase-mediated signal transduction. Gene Ontology annotation, molecular function: GTPase activity; GTP binding. The coding region runs from base 60 to 758 and encodes 232 amino acids. The record is from RefSeq and is a predicted model, not a curated record. Lineage: Eukaryota; Metazoa; Chordata; Aves; Passeriformes; Fringillidae. The transcript is spliced from 5 exons.
CGGCGGGGCGCAGGGCGGUGGGUGGGUGCGAGCGGGGGGUGUCUGUGCGCGCCGCCGCCAUGCGGGAGCGGAGGCCGGCACCGGCCGCUCCGGCCCGGUGCAAGCUGGUGCUGGUGGGUGACGUGCAGUGCGGCAAGACGGCCAUGCUGCAGGUGCUGGCCAAGGAUUGCUAUCCCGAGACGUACGUGCCCACCGUGUUUGAGAACUACACGGCGUGUCUGGCCAGCGAGGAGCAGCGGGUGGAACUGAGCCUCUGGGACACCUCCGGCUCCCCUUACUAUGACAACGUGCGUCCCCUGUGCUACAGCGACUCGGACGCUGUCCUGCUCUGCUUUGACGUCAGCCGGCCCGAGACCCUGGACAGCGCGGCCAAGAAGUGGAAGACAGAAAUCCUGGAUUAUUGCCCCAACACCCGGGUGCUGCUCAUCGGCUGCAAGACGGACCUGAGGACAGACCUGAGCACACUCCUGGAGCUCUCACACCAGAAACAGGCCCCCAUCUCCUACGAGCAGGGCUGCGCGGCCGCCAGGCAGUUGGGAGCCGAGGGUUACCUGGAAUGCUCGGCUUUCACCUCGGAGAAGAGCGUGCACAGCAUCUUCCGGACCGUGUCCGGGCUCUGCCUGAGCAGCGCCGCCCCGCAGCCGCCCCGCAGCCCCGGCCGCAGCCUCUCCAAGCGCCUCCUGCACCUCCCCAGCCGCUCCGAGCUCAUCUCCUCCACCUUCAAGAAGGAAAAAGCAAAAAGCUGCUCCGUCAUGUGAAGGGGGGAAGGGAAGGACACACACACCUCCCCUCCCCCCCACACCCGCCUUUGGAACCCCCCCAAGCGCCCGGAAUGGGCUGGGGGGGCUGGGCAGGGCUCGGGAUCUCCCCCCCCGUCUAAAGGAGGGUGGGGGGUGAUGCUUUUGCUUGGCAUCAUUGCCCUGGGAGGGGGGUUUGGGGAGUGUCCUCCCCCGGUUCCCAACCCUGAGGGGGUCCCUGGUGGGUUUGGGGUGCUCAGACCUUCAAGGACAUCAACCCGGAGAGGUCCCUGGGGGGUUUGGGGUGCACAGGACCCUGGGGAUGCCAAUCCAGGGGGGUCCCUGGGGGGUUUGCGGUGCUCAGACCUUCAAGGACAGAAACCCAGAGUGGUCCCUGUGGGGUUUGGGGUGCACAGGACCUUGGGGACAUCAACCCGGGGGGGUUGGGGUGCUCAGACCCUCAGGGACAUCGCCUAGGAUGGUCCCUGUGGGGUUUGGGGUGCACAGGACCCUUGGGACACCAGUCCAGGGGGGUCCCUGGGAGGUCUGGGGUGCUCAGAACCCUGGGGACAUCACCUGGGAUGGUCACUGUGAGGUCUGGGGUGCUCAGACCCUCAAGGACAUCAACCCUGGGGGUUUGGGGUGCUCAGACCCUCAGGGACAGCAACCCAGGGGGGUCCCUUUGGGGUUUGGGGUGCUCACACCCUCAAGGAUGUCACCUGGGAUGGCCCCUGGGGGUUUGGGGGACACAGGGACGCCGUCCUGGGGAUCCCUGGGGGGUUUGGGGUGCACAUCAUGGGACUCAUCCAUGGACUCAUCCUGUUCUCUCCCUCUUCCCCCCAUCCCUCAUCUGCUGCUUGGCCCUGGGGGACCCUGUGGGCUGGGGAGGGGGGAGGGGAGGGCUGUUUUAUGGACUAUAUUUGGGGGGGGAUGGGGGGGUGUCUCUGUUCCAUGUCAGUGUUAUUAAAAAAGCUUAUUUAUUAUCAGAAAUAUAACACCUACCUAUGUGCA